Phanerochaete carnosa HHB-10118-sp is the source of this 457-nucleotide messenger RNA. RefSeq lists its product as uncharacterized. Lineage: Eukaryota; Fungi; Basidiomycota; Agaricomycetes; Polyporales; Phanerochaetaceae. The transcript has a single exon. The coding region runs from base 226 to 450 and encodes 74 amino acids. The record is from RefSeq and is a predicted model, not a curated record.
GCAAGUGUAGGUUCGUCUGGCCUUGUAUAUAUGUCAGGCUUUCAGCAAGGACUGUAUCUGCAUAUAGGACUACCCUGAAAAGCACUUUAUUUGGCCCUACAAACCGACAUACCAUGCAUAAUUUAGGGCUGGUUAGUAUCGUAGAGGGCAAGUUGACCUGUCACGUCUCACUGGCUGGUUCGUACCAUCCACUCGCUACAGCAUCACUAAUCAGCCGGGGCCCAUAUGCCGUCGUGCGGUACUCAGGCUACAACCACGCUCGUCAGCGCCCAGGCCGAAGGGUUCGUCCUCUUUCUUGGCAGCCUCAGUUCGUGCGUGAGCGAAUUUGUGCGCGGAAUACUUUUGGAGACGGCCGUCGACAUUGGUAUCCCGCUGUCCAAUGGUGUCUGCCUCGUCCGUGACAUUGACAGGGUCCAUGAGGAGCCUGAAGUCCUGGAUGGGGUGUCUUAGUGAGUGU